Molecule: messenger RNA, 8428 nt
Organism: Nothobranchius furzeri (turquoise killifish)
Lineage: Eukaryota; Metazoa; Chordata; Actinopteri; Cyprinodontiformes; Nothobranchiidae
Gene: card11
Product: caspase recruitment domain family, member 11
Biological process (GO): regulation of apoptotic process
Cellular component (GO): cytoplasm
Molecular function (GO): CARD domain binding
Source: RefSeq, a predicted model, not a curated record
UUUUUAAAAUGUUCCAUUUCUACAAUUAAGAUGAAAAUCUGAAGGUCAAAUGUGAGAGAUUCACAAGAAUCUGACUUAAAAAGCAGAUUUCUCUGUUUGUUUGUCCAUAAAUGCACCACUGACGAGCAGCAGCAACAACGAUCGGACCUUCUCUGGGUCUCUUCUUUAAAAACAGAUUUUUGAUAAUAAUGAAAUGAAAUGAUUAUUGAAUUAUGUCCUGGAUUUGUUUACAGUUUUAAAUUGAAUCUGUUGUUUGUCUCGGCCGGCGGUGGUUGUGGUUCGCUCGGUGGACUCUGAUUUGGUUUUCUUUUUUUCCGGCCACGGCUGCAGCUGCCUGCUCCAUUGUGUUUCCCACAUCCAGCUUUUGGUUCCCAGAGUUUGGUCCUGAUAAAAACUCCUGUUUGGGGAAUAAUCUUCAACAUUAUGGCCAAACAUCUGACGGAGAGAAAAAAGUUCAGCACUGUUUGCUGCUUUUCUUCAGUUUAAGUGGAAACAUUAGAAUUGAUGGGUAAAAAAAAGUAAUUCCUCACACUUCACAUGCAUCAAAUGCAAGAAUUUGCUCAGUGAUGCUACAGCGUUAAUCUGCAGGAGAAGCCGAGGCCGAGUCGGGCUGUAGAGCCUGCUUCUGAGGUGAGAGUGGAAACAGUGAGCUGGUUUGUAUUAAACCUAACCUCUUUUUGGAUGAAAGUGAGAAAAAAAUAGAAAAAUGCGACACAUGCAUUGUUUGCAGCUCUAAAAAGAAGAGAGUGUGACCACAGUUGUGCUAAACAAAAGUGUCUGACUGAGGAGAGGAAGAGACACACAUCUGGGUUGAAAAGGAGGAAGCAAGGACGAACUUUCUCAGCAGUGAAGUCCAAAAUAAGAGAAGAGGAAACAUGCGCGGUGACUUAGAUCUGUGUGUGUGUGUGUGUGUGUGUGUGUGUGUGUGUGUGUGUACUUGUGCAGGAACACACACGGCUGAUUGCUGAGUUUGUGGUUUCUUCAUGUCUGCAUGGUGCAGAUACAAACGCGAGCUACAGGCGAGGAUAGGGUGUGAAACUUCUGUCAGAGUCGGCCUAAAUGCAGAACAUCGCCACUUUCUUCAAUGGCAACAGAUCCAGAUCCACACAACCGUCAUUCAAAUGCAAGAGUUACGUGUGUGUGUGUGUGUGUGUGUGUGUGUGUUUACAUGUGCAAUGACAUCAGAAACCUUGAUUUGCCUAACUGUUGGCUGCAAGUUACAAAGCAGGAUUGUAGAGUGACAUCCACACACCUGACAACAUGCAAAUGCUUAAGCUGAAUAGUGUGUGUGUGUGUGUGUGUGUGUGUUUAUGUAUUACAGACGGUGAAAUGAUAAGGAGAGAAGCUCAAGCGGGAGUUAAAUGCAAAUAAGAGUCUAGUAAAAUUUAGACUCUGGAGAAACACAAAAUGCAGUUUUGAAAUGAUGAUUUUAUAUCUCAGAAGGAAACCGUUACCCAAGCCUUCAUGCCCUUAGGUGAAACUGCUAUUUUUCCCAUGUUGCAGAAAUUAGCUGUGAUUAACGACAUUUUUAGAAUUUUUUUAGACAUUUUUUUCAGUUCCGCUAACCACACCCUGACCUGAUUACAGUCAGACUAAAUCCCUUCAGUAGAACCUGUUGUUCCUGAUCACAAGGCACAAGGACAAGCCCAUAAACAUGUCUGACAUUGUUACGUAAGCUAAAAGAUCUCAAAAAGUAAGUGUUUUUAAGAAAUUCAAGAAUCCAGAACAUCUAAAACCCUGCAGGCAUCACUUGGUUAAAGUGACAAUGUGUAGCUUUUACUAUUACUCUGGAAAUAUCCAUUGAAAUGUUGUAAAUGAAUUAAGAGAUGCUCGGUUGUUAAAAAAUAUUGGCGGUUUCAUGACAAAUAACCAUAAAAAUCAGGUCUAAAAUACAUGGGAGUGGGUCUAAGUCUCUGGGCGACGCCAUAUUGGACGCCAUGCUUCCUUCUACGGAAGCCCGUGAGGACAGAAUGCAUUUACUGAUUUGAAACAAAUGAUUACAAAACUUUCAGCAUUAAUAAACAUUGUUCUUUUACACAUUUACCUCUUCACUCAUUGCAAGUGAUGAAAAGGAAUCUGAUGUUCUUGUUUUGCUGGAGGUAGCAGUCCUAAGGAUUUUUGACCCUAAUGGCCACCCGUUGGUAAGGUCUCAUUCAAACACAAAAAUAAUGCUUGCUUGCAAUGAUUUAGGUAUCUACUGCCCUCUAUUGCUGGGGAAAAUACACACUGUUACUUUAAAGUUAAUGUCAAAGGUCAUGUGACAAGGGGAAAAAAUGGCCUUCUGAAACCUCAACUGACCAAAAUCAACACAAAAAUAAUUUCUAAUCAUGCAUACUCGUCUGAGCUUGUGUACUCACGUCGUUGUGAAUCAUCUUCAACGACGGCCCAAGCCAACCCUGUUCUUGCUUGACCCAUUGUAUCAAGGAUGCAUUAAUGUAUCAUUCUGUGUAUCCCAUAAUGCAUUGCACCGCGAACCAUUAUACUCUAAACGGCAGAGGAGAAAGCUCAUAACUGUGUUUUAGAUCAGAAACACAAAUAAAGACAUAAAGUUGUCUGUUAUUGUAAAUAAUUGGCGGUAAAAUUUGCUGUGUAUAUUUGGGUUUUUUACACGAUCCCUCAAAAUGCUAAUUAGCUAACCCGCUAUCAAAAUAAAAGUAGGGUUGCCUAAUAGCUCUGUUUUGAUGAAAAAUAAACAUUUUUCGUCGUUUCACAGAAGGAAAUGCUGGUAUUUUAUUAACUUUGAUCAAAAGUGGACCAAAAAUUAUACAACUAAUCAGUAUUCAUUAUUUUGUUACUUCAGAGCCAAACUAAGCAUUUUUUAUUUCAGGUCGUUUUUUUUUUCACCAUAGCAUAACGCGGCAAUUGUUCCCCGUACGGAAGGGAGUACUGCUCGGUUUUAAAUGCCGUCCUGGGUAGAACUGACUUUCUUUAAAGGACUGUGCAAAUCAACUGGCUGGAAUCUUUACCUGGAUCUUCAACCAAUCCCUGUCCCAGGCUAUUGUACCAUCUUGCUUAAAGUCCUCCAUCGUUGUUCCGUUGCCCAAAAAACCCCAUGAAAAACAGCCUGAGUGACUUCCGGCCAGUAGCACUCACAUCAGUUGUGAUGAAGUGCUUUGAGAAACUGGUGCAGUCACAUCAUUGAGUCAUGCCAGCAGACUUGGACCUCUUCCAAUUUGCCUACGAGCAAGGAGAUCUGCAGAGGACGCUGUGGCCAUGGCUCUUCACACUGCCCUGACCCACCUGGAGCAGCAGGGGAGCUAUGCCAGAAUGCUCUUUGUGGAUUUCAGCUCGACUGGUGUCCAAACUAUCUGAUCUGGGUCUCAAAUCACCAACAUCCAAUUGGAUACUGGACAUUCUGGCAGGUUGCUCUCAUAGGGCAAGGCUGGGUCCCCACACCUCAGCAGCUGAGUCUCAAGACCAGGACACCACAGGGCUGUGUGCUCAGCCCACUCCUCUAGACCCUCUACAUGACUGCGUCCCCACCCACGAGAGGAACAAGAUCAUAAAGUGUGUGGAUGACACAACGUUGAUCUGGCUAAUCUCCAGCAAAGAGGGUGAGCAUUCCUACAGAGAGGAGGUCGAGCAAAUGUCAGUGGUGCAAAGUCAAUAAUCUGCUCUACAACACCACGAAAACGAAGGAGCUCGUUAUCGAUUUCCUGGGGAGGAGAGCAGCAUGGAGAGGUUUCUAGACAUUAAGUUGGAGGAUGACCUGACUUGGAGUGCAAACACCAAGGAGCUGGUGACGAAGGCGCAGUAGAGGUCAUAUUUUCUGAGAAUCCUGAAUAAGAACCACCUUCCCACAAAUCUGCUGCUUGCCAUCUACCGUUGUUCCGGAGAGAGUACACUGACAAACGGACUGUGUGUGUAUGGAAUGGCAGCUGUACUUCCUUGGAAAAGAAAGCACUCCACAGGACCAUCAGCGCAGCAGAGAGAACAAUUGGCUGCACCCUUCCUACUCUGAAAGACAUCUACACCCCCCCGUUGCUGCAGGAGAGGAACAGACAUCUCAGAGGAUCCAUUACAGCCCGGGCAGUGCUCCCAUCUGAGAGAAGAUACAGAGCCGUCUUAGGAUCAGCUUCUGAAUAACCAACGCAGAUGGGAACACUGACCACAGGUUGUGUGGGAUGGAGAAUGAGACGGUGGAGGACAUGGAUGUGCUGUGGGACAGAGUGGAGUGUAAGCGCUACGAGCUGUGUCGCGUCAUCACCCCAGCCAAGCUUACCCCCUACCUCCGUCAGUGCAAAGUCCUGGAUGAACAGGAUGAGGAUGAGAUUCUCAACUCCCUGCUGCUCCACACCAAAGCAAACCGCACAAGCCGUCUACUUGACAUCCUUCGCACUAAAGAAGAGCGUGGCUAUGUGGCUUUCUUGGAGAGUCUGGAGUUUUACUACCCUGAGAUGUACAAGGUGGUGACUGGGAAAGAGCCCACAAGAUGCUUCUCCACCAUCGUAGUGGAGGAGGGUCAAGAGGGUCUGACCCAGUUUCUGAUGAGUGAGGUGAUGAAACUGCAGCAGCACACCAAAGUCAAGACCCUUCAGAACGCCGAACUCAGCAGGAAGACCCGCACGUUGGAAGACGAGCGCAAGAAGCUCUCCUUGGCUAAUCAGGAGCUUCAAGCCUUCCAGCAAAGGUACAACAAGCUGAGAGAGGAGAGGAACACCUACAGCGACGAGCUCCUCAGAGUAAAAGAUGAAAACUACAAGCUGGCCAUGAGGUACGCCACGCUGAGCGAGGAGAAGAACAUGGCCGUGAUGAGGAGCCGGGACCUGCAGCUGGAGGUCGACCAGCUGAAGCACAAUCUGAACAAGGUGGAGGAGGAGUGCAAGAUGGAGAGGAGGCAGAGUCUGAAGCUGAAGAACGACAUCAAGAAUCGGCCAAAGAGAGAGCAGAUCUUUGAGCUGGAAAGAGAGAACGAGAUGCUUAAGAUCAAACUUCAGGAGCUGCAAUCCAUCAUCCAGCCCGGCCCAUUACCAGCAUCAGACAAGGCCAUUCUUGACAUUUUGGAGCACGACAGACAGGAAGCUCUGGAGGACAGACAGGAUCUGGUCAACCGCCUUUACAACCUCCACGAAGAAGUCAGGCAGGCGGAGGAACUACGAGACAAGUACUUGGAGGAGAAGGAGGACCUUGAGUUAAAGACCUCUUCGCUUCAGAAGGACUGUGAAAUGUAUCACAACCGCAUUGACACCCUCACUGCACAGCUGGAGGAGGUGGAGAAAGAGAGGGACCAGGCGUUCCGAGCCAGAGAUGACGCCCAGCAUCAGUUCUCCCAGAGUCUCGUCGACAAAGAUAAAUAUCGUAAACAGAUCAGAGAACUGGAGGAGAAAAGCGACGAGCUCCACAUUGAGAUUGUGCGUAAAGAAGCCAAGAUGGUAACCCUCGAGUGUCGCCUGAGACGGAUGUCCAAAGAGAUUCCUCUGGACCAGAGUUUACCGAGGGACCUCCCUCCUGCCAUCAUCUCCCCAGGGCAGGGCCCUUCAGAGUGGUCCAGUGAUGAGUCACAUGAGGAGAAGCAGCCAUCGUUGGAGGAGCCUCGACUCAGACGCAGACCAAACCUCAAAGCAGGGAACAGAGUUAAAUCUCCAGUUUCUGUCCUCAAAGACCCUCAGAUUACUUCGGACCCCAGCCAGCGUGCAGCCUCAGCUACGGUCAACGGUGGAGAUUUUCUGGAUAUCCACAUGCCGAAUGUCAACGGCAACAACAACUCUCUCCCACCGUUGCCCAGUUUCCCCGUGUCUCCCACGUACCCCCCCGUUGCAGCUCCUCCGCCCCUGUCCUCCUCCCCCUUGCCCGCCAUCCAUGCUUUCACGACCGCGGAGCAGCACAGGCCCAACAUGCUGCGUAACCGUAACGACAGCAUCCUGUCGAUCCUUCCUGAGCCACCGGAGAAAGCAUCCCUCUACCGCCGAGAGAAGGAGAAGGAAGAGGACUUCCUGCCCCGCAGCCUCUCCGACUUUGAUAGUGACAACAUGGAAUUGGAAUGUGAAGAUGCCCCAAACUCUGUGAUCUCCUCCUCCUCCUCCCACCAGUCAGAGGGGAUGGACAUGUACGAUCUGGAGCAGGUCAACAGCAUCUUCAGAAAACUUUCUCUGGAGAGGCCGUUCCGCCUGUCGCUGUCGUCUCUCUCUAAAGUCAGCUCCACCGUCAAGCCGGUCCAGGAGCUGUCGUUGCUAGGCGACAACCUCCUGAAGGAAAUCAUGCUGGUUGGAGGCAAUAACAGCGGGAUCUUCGUCUCGUCUGUCCAGAUAGGAUCCGCAGCUGAGAAAGCAGGACUGAGAGAGGGCCACCACCUACUGAUGCUGGAGGGGUGCAUACGAGGAGAGACCCAGAGUGUUUUGCUGGACACCAGCACCCAGGAGGAGGCCCACUGGGCCCUGCAGCACUGCUCAGGAACCGUCAGGCUUCACUAUCGUGCUAACUUUGACUCGUUCCGGCGUCUCCAGAGGGAUCUGAGCAGCGGUGCGCUGGCGUCAGGGGACUCCUUCUACAUACGAGUGAACCUGAACAUCUGCGGACAGUUGGACACCUGCUCUCUAAACGUGCGCUGUGACGAGGUGGUGCAUGUUCUGGACACCAGACAUCAGGGCCGCUGUGAGUGGCUGUGCGCCCGUGUGGACCCCUACACUGGAUCGGACCUGACGGAGUGUGGCACCAUACCCAGCAACUCACGAGCUCAGCAGCUGCUGCUGGUAAAAAUCCAGAAGUUUGUGUGUCGAGGCAGCAAGGAGGAAAACGACAACCAUCGCAACUGCAGGCCAGAAGAGGCCGGCUGCUCUCCUGACCCUAAGGCCAGUCCUCGCUUGUCCAGAGCCAGCACCUUCCUCAGUCAGAUCCUGCAGUUUGUCAGCAGGGUGGACAUCAAAUACAAGCGAAUGAACAGCAGUGAACGCGUGAGGAUCAUCAGCUCUGGCAGCGGCGUCCUACCAAGGCAAAGCUUUGAGAUGCCGAGGCCCGACGAAGACCCGGACAGCGAUCUGACCAGGAGUUUGAACCUGGUUCCCUACAGUCCCAUCACCCCUCAGAAGACCCAGAGGAGAAGACCAGUCCUGUUCGCUCCUGCUGCUUUAGCCAAAACCAUCAUACAGAAGAUCCUCAACAUGGGGGCGGCCAUGGACUUCAACAUCUGCAAACCAGACGCCCUGUCCAAGGAGGAGUUCCACCUGAAACAGAACGUGGAGCCUUUCAUUCACUACAAGGAGAAGCAGACCACUUUUGAGUGCAUCACUAGAGAAAACAUUGAGGCUGUUGCUGCCAAAGGCAAACACUGCCUGCUGGAGGCGGAGCUCAGCUGUGUCAAGGACCUUCUGCGACGAGAAAUCUACCCCAUCAUCAUUUACGUCAAGAUCUGUGAGAAGAAUGUGAAGAAGUUGAGGAAGCUGCCUCUGCGUGUGGAGUCGGAGGAGGAGUUAGUGAGGCUGUGUCGGUCUAAGGAGAAGGAGCUGGAUGGCGUCCCGUGUUUGUACGCCACCCUGGAACCCGAGUCCUGGGCGGGGACGGACGACCUGAUCCGGGUCAUCAAAGACCGAAUUCUGGAUGAGCAGAGGAAGACUGUCUGGGUUGAGCAGGACCUCCUGUAGGACGGACGCCCAGAAAAUAUCUGCACAUGCUUUCAUGUUACUAAUUACAACAAACCUCAAACCUCCUGUAUAUGUAGCCGACCAUUUCUAUUUAUUUUCAGACUUCAGAAACCUCCAUGGACACUGAAAAUCCCCAAACAAAAACAAACCUGGGGGACUUUGUAAAAGUGUAACUCAAAUGUAAAAAAAAUAAACAGUGUGAUGAUGGCUAAAAAGCGUUUUUCUUUAGUUGGGCUCCGGAUUCUUUUUGAUCCUAUAGCGUGGGGUGCAGCGCCCUCUGGUGGCAGGCAACCAGCUUUUUUCUUUACAAACGUUUUGAUCAGAUUUCAACAGGAAGUGGGAGACACGUGAGGACUAAUCUGUUAGUCAGGUCAGCCUAAAUAACACUUUGUAAAUGUUCAUCAAUCUAGUGAUGGGAAUUCCGGCUCUUUUUAGAGAGCCGGUUCUUUUGGCUCAGCUCACCAAAAAGCUCAGCUCACUCUUUCGGCUCCCAAGUGGCUCCUCAGAUUUUCUGUUGCGUAGAGUACAUUUAUAACCAAAAUAAUGCAAAACUAUACGUAAAAUUAUUUACUAAUGUAAAAAAUGCUAUAUAUCAAAUGUUUAUCAUUUCUAUGGAUUUAAUGACUGAACACUUUAAGAAAUCUCCACUUUCCGACUGCUGGCGCUGGUUUUCUCACCGUCUUCGUCGCACUCUCCUCUCUCGCUCUCCUUUUUCCUCCUCCUCAUUCCCUCUCGUCUCCCUCCACCCGCAUGUGCUCUGCUGUGUGUCUGAGUCUGAUCCUCCCUCUUCCCUGCCCCUACUGCUCUGUGUGUGGACAGUCUGGACACGCAGUUACACAUGUUGACCAAUC